Molecule: messenger RNA, 1144 nt
Organism: Oryza sativa Japonica Group (Japanese rice)
Lineage: Eukaryota; Viridiplantae; Streptophyta; Magnoliopsida; Poales; Poaceae
Source: RefSeq, a predicted model, not a curated record
CUCCACACUCCAGCCAUGGGCGACGCCGGCGGCGGCAUGGCGGCGCACUGGGCGGCGCUCUACGGCGGCGGAGUUAAUGGUGGCGCGGCGGCGGGGGCGGAGGGAACGGUGUCGAGCCCGACCUCCGGGGGCUCGCCGGUGGCGGGGGGGAGCCCGACGAGGGGGGGCGCGGCGGCGCUGCCGGGGAUCGAGGGCGGGCGCGUCGCGAAGCCCGCGCGGCGGCGCUCCAGGGCGUCGCGGCGCGCGCCCGUCACGCUGCUCAACACCGACACCUCCAACUUCCGCGCCAUGGUGCAGCAGUUCACCGGCAUCCCCACCCCGCCCUACGCCACCGCCGCCGCCGCCGGCGGCCCGGUCAUCAGCUUCGGCGCCGGCGAGUACGGCGGCGGCGCCAUGCCCGUCCGCCCGUCCCCGACACCGGCGUCCGUCAUGUCGUUCGACCACCUCGGCCACCACCACCGCCAGGCGGCGUCGUCGCUGCAGAGCCAGCUGUUCCGGCCACAGCACCAGCACCACCACCAGUACGGCGGCGGCGGCGACGUCGGGUACGGCGGCGGCGGCGGCGACAUGUUUCUCCACGGGUUCGAGUCGUCGUCGGCGGAGGAGAGGCUGCUGCUGCAGAGCAUCCAGGCGGCGCAGAUGCUGCCGGCGGCGAGGCCGACGACCACCUCGGCUAACAACGCUAAUGGCUACAACUUCGGAUGAUUAAUUAGCCAACCUCGCACUUGAUUAGUUUGGGUAAUUAAGGUAAGCAUCAAGUGCUAAUUAGAGAGAGAGAAAUUGAAUUAAAGAUGCCAUUAGUUAAGGCUCUUUAAUUACAUGAUCAACCAAGCAUCAUAUGGAUUGCUUGAUUAUUUCUCCUCUUUUGUCUGCACCAUGAUGUUGUUUUAAUUUUAAUUUUUAAGGUUUUAUUUUUGUUGGCCUUUGCUGUAGAGAGAUAUACCCAGAUUAGCAAGGCUGAUUAAGUUCUUUAUUAAUACAGUAAUUAGUGGUAGCUUAGCUAGAUGUGAAAUGGAAUGAAAAGCAUGUAAAUAUUUUCUCAACACAGUACUUUGGUUAAUUUUGGUGUGUAGCAAGAGCACUUUUGGUGAUCACCACUAGUGCAAAAACUUGAUAUUUAGUGAGGAAUCUUUCUCCCUUUCUA